Molecule: messenger RNA, 1710 nt
Organism: Wallemia ichthyophaga EXF-994
Lineage: Eukaryota; Fungi; Basidiomycota; Wallemiomycetes; Wallemiales; Wallemiaceae
Product: Transmembrane protein
Exons: 2
Coding region: 1-1710 (569 amino acids)
Biological process (GO): nuclear inner membrane organization
Cellular component (GO): chromosome, centromeric core domain; mitotic spindle pole body; nuclear inner membrane
Source: RefSeq, a predicted model, not a curated record
AUGCUGCAAUCGCUGCAAUCAGCGCUGAGGGGAGAAGACAAGAUAAAGUGUUUCUUUUGCGGAGCAAGUGCACCACGGCGGGUAAAUCACAGCAAUACACCACACGCACACGCAAUCUCAUUCACAUGCGCCUCGUGCCACCAACACAACGCUUACGGGGAGGACGGGGAGGUCCAGGAUGUAUACGCGCCCGUGACAGCCGCCACGCAGCACCAGCUGCGCUACCGCGGUCGAGGGCGUGGUGUGACGGCGGAUGCACACACACAUGCGCACACAAACGGAGAGAGAGAGAGCGACAGCCCCCUCUGUCGUACGUGCACGACUAACCAGACACUCGUGCACACUCUCCUCACUAACAACCAGGACGAGUGCGACGGCGAUGCGCAGCUACAGCGGUAUAGGCACGCGCUUGAGACCCGUUAUCCCCCGCUUUGCUCUCCUUGUAAGGCCAUGGUCGAUGAGAUCAUCCAACAGCGCGAUUAUAAGGCUAAAUCGGCUGCUUUGGGUGGACUGCUCGCGCGUAGUCGCGGGAGUGGUAGUAGCGGUCGGAAUAGCAAUAACAAUAGCAAUAACAAUAACAAUAACAAUAACAAUAACAAUAACAAUAACAAUAACAAUAGCACUAGCAAUAACAAUAGCCUCAAACACUCACGCUCCCACUCCCCCGUCGGACGUUACUCGUAUCUUGUGUGGUGUCUGCGCGGUGCGGCGUGGGUGUUGAACAAUGCACUGUAUUGGCGCUUGCACUGGUGUGCUUAUAAGCACUGGUAUGUGUGUGGGUAUGGACAUGCACAAGAUACACUACCGCUCUCACUCCCCCUCACUCACCCCCUCGCUAUCCCACUCACGCUACUGUUCGCGUGCUGGGACCCGUCGUGGGGGCGAGCGCAGAAGCGGCGACGGCGCAGCGGGUGGGUCGUAGUGCGUGGGCGGGCGAUGUGGAUACGCGUGCAGCUGCUCGUCUGGCUCGAGCGGGCAUGUCUAGUGCUCGCACUGGCGCUGGGCCUGCAGGUUAGGAGUGAGAGUGGGGUGUCACAAGUAUCGCUCAGGCAAACUAAACACCUCACUCUCCCUUUCGCCCCACUCACCCUGCUACUUUUCGAAGUCGUCGUCCAGGCUUUCGCCCUCUCGCGUAUCAGCGUCGUCGGGAUGCGCCAACUUAACCUGUCGUCGACGGUUGGGCGGGGAGGGAGUGAAUAUGCUGGAGUGGCUGCAAGCAGUACAAAAGAUACUCCGUCUACUCAGCCUACAGACGCAGCAGCAGCAGCAGAUAAUCUCCACCAUGCCCUCACCUUGGGCAACUUGGGCACCGCGGAUAUGGACACGCUCAAGUCGCAGAAGUUGCCUGUGUUUGGCGAGGCAUCACUCCGGCCGAGGGAUGAGCGUGGAGAAGGGGAAACAGAGGGAAAACAAGAUAAAACAAUGGAUAAUGAUGAAAUGGAAUGGAUACCCGAAAUAGAAAGCACUAGAGAGAGUCGUCAGCACCCUCGUUAUAAUCACGCGCUCAAACCACAGCGGUUCUUUGCACCACAGGAUAAACAGCGCACGGGAUUGGAAGGGCCAUUGAGUAGUGUGAGCCUGGGUGGUAUGAGUGAUGUUAACAGGGGUGCUGAUAGGGAGAAGAACGGGAUGAAGAUGGGAGUCGUGGUGGGCGUGUUGUUUGGUAUAAUACUGGUACUACUCGCAGCUGUGUUUGCUUAUAGUAAAUAA